Manacus vitellinus (golden-collared manakin) is the source of this 3843-nucleotide messenger RNA. It is a transcript of the gene G6PC2, whose product is annotated as glucose-6-phosphatase catalytic subunit 2. Lineage: Eukaryota; Metazoa; Chordata; Aves; Passeriformes; Pipridae. Gene Ontology annotation, molecular function: glucose-6-phosphatase activity. Gene Ontology annotation, biological process: gluconeogenesis; glucose 6-phosphate metabolic process. The transcript is spliced from 5 exons. The record is from RefSeq and is a predicted model, not a curated record. Gene Ontology annotation, cellular component: membrane. The coding region runs from base 190 to 1257 and encodes 355 amino acids.
UUUCCCGGAGUUUUGGAGCCACGUGUUUCAAGAAUGGCUGGGUACACCACACCAAUAUAAUAUAAAGGCAACGUCAAUCACCUUCUCUCACUUUUUAAUAGCUCCCCUCCACGGUUCUCAUUCUCUGUUACUAGAAACUUAAGAUUAAAGGAACUUUACUAUAUUUCAAGUACAGUUUAAUCCAUUAAGAUGGAUCUCCUCCAUAGCAAUGGCGUGCUUAUCAUUCAGCAUUUACAGAGGGACUACAGGGCUUACCAGGAUUUCCUUAAUUUUAUGUCACAUGUUGGUGAUCCGCGGAAUAUAUUCUCAAUUUAUUUUCCUCUUUGGUUUCAGCUCAACCAAGUGGUUGGUACUAAAAUGAUAUGGGUGGCAGUCAUUGGUGAUUGGUUCAACCUCAUAUUUAAAUGGAUUUUAUUUGGCCAUCGCCCAUACUGGUGGGUGCAAGAAACAAUGAUUUAUCCUAAUCAAUCCAGCCCAUGCCUUGAACAGUUUCCUAUAACGUGUGAAACUGGACCAGGAAGCCCAUCUGGACAUGCCAUGGGAUCAUCCUGCGUCUGGUAUGUAAUGGUCACUGCAGCACUUAGCUACACAGUUAGAUGGAAAGAUAAAUUAGCUGUUACCCUUCACAGACUGACAUGGUCAUUCCUCUGGAGUAUUUUUUGGAUUAUCCAGAUCAGUGUGUGCAUUUCAAGAGUAUUCAUAGCAACACAUUUUCCUCAUCAAGUUAUUCUUGGAGUAUUUGCUGGCAUUCUUGUGGCAGAAGCAUUUGAGCAUACCCCUGCUAUUCAGACUGCGAGCUUGAGAAUGUACAUCAAGACAAACUUGUUUCUUUUCAUCUUUGCCCUUGGGUUUUAUCUAUCCCUCAAACUUCUUGAUAUUGACUUGUUAUGGUCUGUUCCGAAGGCCAAGAAGUGGUGUGCCAACCCAGACUGGAUAAACAUUGACACAACUCCAUUUGCUGGACUGGUGAGGAAUUUAGGGGCACUCUUUGGUUUAGGUCUUGGAAUUAAUUCUGAAAUGUUCGUCACAAGCUGCAAAGGUAAAAAUAGCUGCAAGCUAAGUUUUCGCAUAUUGUGUAUAGCUGCUUCUUUAGCUACACUGCAGCUGUAUAAUUUCAUUAAGAUACCUACUCAUACUGAGUAUUUGUUCUACAUUCUCUCCUUCUGUAAGAGUGCAGCUAUGCCUCUGACUGUAGUUGCCUUGGUUCCAUACUGUGUCCACUCAUUAAUGAAGACAACUGAAAAGAAACUUAAUUAAGUAAAGGUUCAAAAUGAUUAGCAAUGUGGGGAUGGAUAUGAGCUGUUCAAGAACCUUCCACAAAGGCAGUUUUGCUAACUCAUUUUAACCAAAGGGAUGCUACUGCAUCUUUGAUGUGCUCCUGGUAAGUAACCAGUACAUCCAAAAUCAGUACGCUCUAGAAUGAUUUUGGCAGCUCAUAAAUAUUAGUUGCUGAUUCCUAGAAAUAUUGCAAUCACACUGCAGUAUGGUUAGAAAUGACCCAAUACUCUGGGUCAUAACAAAGUUUUAAAGUAUAAUCAACUAGUUUUAUUUAGCUAUAUGGUGGUCUUUAAGUUCUCUCCAUCUCUAGCUAGAUGAUGCUUCAAGCAUCAGUUGUACAUAGUGAUACUCGGUAUUUAAUUUUUUAUAUAUAGAUACUGUGUGUUAAACUGCUACAUAAUGGUGUGACAGUAUCACACCACCUACGACUGGACUGUGCGGCUGUACCCAGGCACUGUGAAAAAGGUCAGCGUAGUUAUAAGCAAGGCUUUACAUUUAACUUAUUGAGCUUCCUGAGCAAAACAGCUUCCGAUUUAGUCAGAUGAGAAAAAAAAAGUUUAUUUCCAUUAUACUCUGCAGAAUAUAUUUUUGCAUUACUAUAUGGGUUUUGUCAUUCUUACUUUUUCAAAGUUGUCACAUAAAUCAUGAAUGAUACAGAUCACACCUUUGAAAGUUGUCAAUGAUGAAAUUAUCUCAGUAUAUGACCUCAAGAAUGUUGUUCAUGCUCCUAUAUUGCAAAGAUAGCUCUCUGCUAAUUCUCUCAGAUCAAGAGACACAAGCCUGAAUCACUGUUAGUAGUUGUGUAAAUCAUGAAAAUGUGGUUGCAGACUGUCAUUACAACUUUAUAUUCUUGUCAGCUUUGUUUACCUAAGCACACAAGUAGCUCGUAUGUUUAAUAUGUUUGCUAUAUAAAAUGGAUGUUCUAAAUAGGCAAAGGUGGGUACUUUCCAUUUUUACUCAUUAUUUGGGAUCUACUGUUGUAUAUUCCCUUUCAGUACACAAUUUUUAAGCAAUAUUUUGCUGAUACCAUCUCAUAAUACUUAGUAUACAAGCUGUUUAUACAUAGCCUUAGUAUACAAGGCCAUAAGAUGAGUAAUGAGGGCUGUGUAUGUAUGAUCUGAAAAAAAUAAGGCUUAGAAGAUGUAAACAUGAUGUUGUUUCCAGACUUCCAAUUAGGUGUGGGAUAAUUCAAACUGAAAGAAUCUUAUUUAAUUUGGGUAAACAAAGUGAAUAGUUUUGUACUGGCCUUUAGGAAUAAACAUUAUACAAAUUACGGCAGCAAAUCUGAAACAGGCAUCCUUAUCUAAGAGCCUAGUAAGACUACCUUGACUUAAAAAAAUGAGUCAUCUGGUUUUAACAGUUUGAGGAGUAUUCUACUUUGUGUAUCUCCUCAUAUCUUCUGUACUGGAUCUCUGAACUCUUUCCUGCAGCAGCUGACCUGAAACCAGUCUUUUCUAUAACUGUAAUUCCUUAAGCAAAAUUACUAAACUAAUGGGACUAGAAACAAAUAACCAAGAACAAAGACAGCCAAGACAAAGAUCAGCUGUGUUAAGUUGCUCUGUGCUUUGUUAUUCCCUACCAGUGAGGUGACCUACAGAGGCAUCACAGAACACUAGCAGGUUGGUCUAGCUGUCCUUCUAUUUCUGGCUCCUUCUGGCCAGCAGUAGGGGAUGCUUUCACAACAGCAUUUGGAUUUAGUGGCAAUGUUGGCAACUUUAAGCUGGGAGUUAUGGGUAGACAUCACAUUGUUAAGCUUCUCUACCACAUGAGGGUCUCUGCUUCCUGGCCCUGGCAAAGAAUCUUGGUGCCUCUGUUGGGAUAGACACAACCAUAAAUGUAGAAUGACAACUGGCAUUUCUGCAGAAGACAGCAAAUGACACCAUCUACUGUCAAGACUAACAAUUCAGGCUUGAAAGAUGUAAGCAAAUGCCUUUGGGUUGGCAAAUGCCUUUGGGUUGGCUCAGGGACUUGUCACCAAGUUCCAGGGCUGGGACAUCUUGCUGUGAGGCAGCUACAGCGGCACGACCAGUCCAGCUCUGCACCGAGCAGUCCAUCAAGGCUUGUUGCUCAUGCCCAGACAUACUGUGUAGCUCCACUUGAAAUUUAAUCCCUUUGCACAGGUACCAAAGGUCUUUAUAAUCAACUGGUUGUCAGUAGCACACAGAAAUUAAGUGGCAGGAGCUGGCACUCAGGAAUGUGCAACUGUUUGUGUGUGCUGUGAGUGCCUGCAUGCUUCUGGGAAGUACCAGCACACUUCCCAACACUUAGCUCUCGAUAUUUCCUAGCUCCUUGAAAACAGGAUGAUGUUACAAUGAAGAGCAGUAGCAGUGCCACCUAGGUGGGGCUGUGUCCCUGUGCUCCUGCAAGGGGAUGACAGGCAGGGGCUAGUGUUCUUGAGCUGGCCUUCUCUGCAGCUCUGUCCUGCACAGCAGACCCUUGUCACAGACAUGAUCCAGUUACCCAGAAAUACCUGUUAGCUGGUGCAAGAUAUUCAUGUGCCUGUCUGAAGGGUAAGAGAAGUGCUAAAGCACAAGAGCAAGUGAAAAAAUACAAUUCAUUGGUUUA